GGUUUCGCAGGCACCAAGUCAAGCGCACUCAUCCUGUGACGCCCGCCAAAGCCGACGCCGCUGCAGUGCUACUCCGGGGUAGGACCAUGCAUUCGAGAAAGCUGGCCAGUGUUCGGUCCCAUGCGCACGCACCACGUUGGCAACAUGGAGCCUGCGUAACAUUCCUGCUGGCAGCGACGGUGGCGUGCCUGAUCCUAUCGAGCUUGGCGCAACCUGCGUACGCGCAGGAGGACGAAAAUUCACUAGACUACUCCGUCUUCGCUGGCUCACCACCGGAGCCCUCUCAGUGUCCCGGCGGCGCUGGCUGCGGAGACGUCGUCCUCGACUCUGGUCGAGAUUAUGGUGCCCCCUCGGCUGAGGUCGUGGCACCUUCGUCAGACGACGCCGGAACAGGGUCGACGUCGGAUGGUGGCCAGGAGGGAGUCCCGAUGAGUCCGGAGGCCGAGACGACAACGACGGUGGAACCGAGUUCCAACUCCGAGUCCUGGUCGCCCACCGUCGUGGGACCCAAACCACCACAGACUGUGGGAGGAGGAGGCGCACCGGCGGUCCCUGUGGAGUACACCAUCCGAGCGGGAAAGACAAACAUCACGGUCAACGGCACCCGGACUGCUCACAGGGGCGCAGUGCAGUGCGGCCCAUCGUGCCGGUGUAGCAGCAGCGGGCCGCACGAAGGCGGCAGCGAAUCGGCCCGCUGCCCCGAGGGCGUGAGCCUGGUGCGUGACGGCUGCAAUUGCUGCAGCAUCUGUGCACGACAGCAAGGAGACACCUGCGACGCCGUUCAGCUGUGCGAUGCCCGCCGGCAGCUGCACUGCGUUUACCCCGACAGAAACGCCUCGGUCGGCACAUGCAAGGUGGUGCAGGGCCAAUCGUGCCAAGUGGAAGGCCUUGGCCAGUACAAGGACGGUGCCACCUUCAAGCUGGACUGCCGCACCCAGUGCUCGUGCCAGAACGGCACCUACGGCUGCGUCUCGCUCUGUCCCCACGAAGGAGUGCGCCCGUCGGCUGAAUGCCGCAACGCCAGGCUCGUCCGGCUGCGCGGAAACUGCUGUCGCGAGUGGCUGUGCGACAACGACAUGAUGAAGCAGCCGCUGGCUCUCGCCCGCGCCUCGUGCGAGCGGCACGCGGGUGACUGGAGCCCCUGCUCGGCCACGUGCGGCGUGGGGACGUCCCUUCGAAUGGUCACGGACUUCCACCUGGGCCAGUGCCGCAGUCGCAACGAGACGCGCAUCUGCAACGUGAGACCAUGCAGUGGCCGGGACGCUGCCGGAAUGGCCGGUGCCUCGGGAUCACGCCACAGGACCAGGAGGAACCACUUAUGCCGUGCCACCGUCCGGGCCUCGUGCGCCGCGCCGCUGACAGACGGCGCCAACUGCACCUCGGUGACGCCGCAGACGCCCAAGUACUGCGGCAGCUGCCCGGGACGCCGGUGCUGUUUUCCGGUGCUCACCACGACCACCACGCUGCCCUUCCACUGCUUCGAAGACGGAGACUGGGUGACGCGCCACAAGGACGUCAUGACCAUCGUGCGCUGCCGUUGCAAGCCCAAGUGCUAGCGAACGCAUCGGCGCCAUCUCCCCCAUUCCCUCCUUCAGCUGCCCCUGGAAUACACGUCGCUUGUCCUCAGUGCGUCGCCAGGAGGAAAGCCGCACUUCGGUGACUGUCCCCCAAGCAAGCCCAAGUGCUGGCGCACCCAGGCGCCCCUUGCACUCACAUCUCCUUCCCUCACGACGAGCGCCAUUUUCUUUGGGGCACUUCUAUCUUGUUAUCCUGCGCCCGGGUGGGCGGGGACUCCUCGUGUGAACGCGAAUAAAGAGCCUCGUGUCGUCAACUGCUAUCGGAACAGUGAUCAGCAGUGCGGCCAACAACUGUAAACACCGAACUUUAGCACGGACAGUGUUGGUUGGCGCUUUUGUUAUGUCGCACCGUCAUCGCAGACGCACUGCCCUCAGCUGCUUUGUCGACGCCCUGCGAAUAGUGUCAGUGGACUGCACAAUGCUAGAGUGUUUGGUGCACGUGUGAAUGUGGUGAACGUUUCAAACGAUACCACUGGCGGUAUACGCAUGCUGGUCAGCUUACGAAAGCGUCCCGCCACACGCGCACUGCCUCGAAUUUGACGACGCACUCAGUGAAAGUUGCGCUAUACGUCUGAACAAAAACAACGGACAUAUCGCACCGGUUUUAUUUUCUGCGCCUCUGGCAAGUAUAACGUGUGUGCUGCGAUACUUAUCAAAUAUCAACGAAGGACAGGUUCCUGAUCCUUCGAAAGGACGCAUUACUAGUCAUCCGCUCUUAUGGGUCAGCCGCGCCUCGUUAAAACCUCUGACGCGUGUGAGCGAAUCAGUGCUUCUUUAUUUUUCUGAUCCGGAGGCUGAACCUGUGGCACAGGAACCAUAACAUUUAGACGGACGGCUGCUUUAACACGACAUUUUCGGCAAGUGUUGAAAGCCACUGUACUCGCUUAAACACUGUUCGUAAUUCUCAACUGUGAGUGCAGAAAGUUGGCGAAAAACACUGUGUUGGCGCGUAUUGGUGAUUCGUGGAAGCUCUUUCGCCAAAGGCUGUUUCUCAAGCGGCAGUUCAAGAAGCAAGGUGAUGGAACACAAAAUGCGUGACAUGCCUAAAGUAUGUGACUGCGUGACGUGGCUUGUAAAUGCCAGUACUGUAUAACGUACCAUAUAGAAGGUGUAGAGCCUGGCGAAUGCUUCUGAGAACUUAUGCCUACCACAAGCGCUUCGACUUUACGAAAGCGCGAUCCUCUAUAUAAUACACCAUAUUUCAGCGGGAAACUGAUGCUGAAAAACACACGGAAGCAUCAGUUUUCCCCAUUACUUGUUGACGUGAAGUUGAUACGUGACGACGGCAAACGAAAUACCGAGGACCAUGUAAUAUCAUUACGCUGUGAGAAAAAACGUUCUUGUUCCUUACAACGUUAAGGUAGUGGCGUUAUUUUGCUGUUGAAUUUGAAAUCGCAUCUUUUUUUUUUUGAAUAAAAAAAGAGAGUAGUAGAUUGGUAUUACGCGAAGCCGCACGUCGGUUCAAUAAAAACGAUGAUAU
Molecule: messenger RNA, 3057 nt
Organism: Rhipicephalus sanguineus (brown dog tick)
Lineage: Eukaryota; Metazoa; Arthropoda; Arachnida; Ixodida; Ixodidae
Gene: Ccn
Product: CCN family member 2
Exons: 5
Coding region: 87-1556 (489 amino acids)
Biological process (GO): cell adhesion; signal transduction
Cellular component (GO): extracellular matrix; extracellular region
Molecular function (GO): heparin binding; integrin binding
Source: RefSeq, a predicted model, not a curated record